UGAUAUGAAAUCGCAAUCAUUAUCUAAAGUAAUUUAGCAUCUAACGACUCAAUAAUCACAAAAUCAAUGGGUGGGUGGGUACCAAAGCAGCCAUUUGUUUGCGCAAAAGGGUUGGACUUUUUCAUGGUUUAUUAUACCAGGCUGGCUCAACCCAAACGUGAAGGUCUGACCGUGUGAACGAGCUAGGAAGCUGCUACCUGCUGUGGCAAAUGUGCCGAAAAAUGGUGUGGAUGUGUGCCCGCAGCAGCCAUGCAGUACUUGACCCAAUUUUCUUUUCCUACGGCUGCAAUAGAUAAGCAGGCAGAAUCAAACUGGGGGCUGCUUACUGUCCCCUUCCUCUUCCUCCUCCUCGCGCUCUUUCCUGAUUGGGCCAUUGUCUAUCUGGUCAGCAUCAGGUUCAAGCAUCUGUUUUCAUGCUGGUUUCUUUCAUCAGGAAGCCAUGCAGGAGAAGCUCCAUUCCUCAUACAAGAAGUUCAGCAAUGGAUUUCCCGUUCCUUUCUUAGGCCUUGCAGUUGCGCUUUUCCUUGCCGCCUUUCUCCCACCAGCAAGCUCCUGCUCCGAGCAGGAGAGGAGCUCCCUCCUCCAGUUCCUCGCUGGGCUCUCGCAGGAUGGCGGACUUGGUUUGUCAUGGAAGAACGGCACGGAUUGCUGCACAUGGGAAGGAGUUGCCUGUGGCACAGAUGGGACCGUCACUGAUGUCUCCGUGACAUCGAAGGCCCUUGAAGGGCAAAUCUCAGCAUCCCUGGGCAUGCUCAGGGGCCUGCUGCGCCUCAACCUGUCCCACAACUUGCUGUCCGGUGGAAUGCCGUCAGAACUGAUGUCGUCCAACAGCAUCAUUGUCCUCGACAUCAGCUUCAACCGCCUCAAUGGAGAAGUGCAUGAACUGCCAUCGUCGACCCCUAGCCGGCCUCUGCAGGUAUUGAACAUCUCGACCAACUUAUUUACAGGGCAGUUUCCAUCAACUACAUGGGAGGUGAUGAACAGUCUGGUUGCACUCAAUGCCAGCAACAACAGCUUUACUGGGCAGAUACCCAGCCAUCUCUGCAGAAGCUCGCCAGCCUUAGCUGUGAUUGCACUCUGUUAUAACCAACUCAGUGGCCACAUUCCUCCUGGGCUUGGUAAUUGCUCCAUGCUCAAAGUGCUCAAGGCUGGUCACAAUGCCCUCAGUGGGCCACUUCCAGAUGAACUCUUCAAUGCUACAUCACUAGAGUACCUCUCUUUUCCCAACAAUGGUUUGGAGGGAAUACUUGAUAGUGGACAAAUUGUCAACUUCAGAAAUCUGGUUCAUCUUGAUCUUGGAGGUAAUAGGCUAAAUGGAAAGAUCCCAGACUCAAUAGGUGAGCUCAAGAGAAUAGAGGAGCUCCAUUUGAACCACAACAACAUGUAUGGGGAGCUGCCAUCAACUCUGGGUAAUUGCACAAAUCUCAUAACUAUUGACCUCAAGGGCAACAACUUCAGCGGAGAGCUGCAUAAGGUCAACUUCUUCAACCUGCGCAAUCUAAGAACAUUAGAUCUUCUGUACAACAACUUCAUUGGCACAAUUCCAGAAAGCAUCUAUUCAUGUAGCAAACUGAUUGCUUUGCGGCUAUCUAACAACAACUUACAUGGGCAGCUUUCACCAAGAAUAGGCAAUUUGAAGGAUCUUGUUUUCCUGUCACUUGUUUCCAACAAUUUUACAAAUAUCACAAAUACGCUUCAGAUCCUAAAGAACUGUAGGAAUCUCACCUCACUACUUAUUGGGACCAACUUCAAGGGUGAGGCCAUGCCAGAAGAUGAAACAAUUGAUGGUUUUCAGAAUCUUCAGGUUCUUUCGAUAUCUAAUUGCUCAUUGUCUGGAAAAAUACCUCUUUGGCUAUCAAAAAUCAAAAAACUACAGGUGCUGCUUUUGCACACGAAUCAACUCAGUGGACCAAUACCUGCCUGGAUCAAAAGCUUAAAGUCACUUUUCCAUCUAGACAUAUCAAGUAACAAGCUCACAGGGGAAAUUCCAACAGCCUUAAUGGAGAUGCCAAUGCUAACAACAGAAAAGACUGCAACCCAUUUGGAUCCAAGGGUAUUUGAGCUACCUGUUUAUAAAAAUCCAUCACUCCAGUACCGGAUAACCAGUGCUCUCCCAAAAUUGCUGAAACUUGGUUACAAUAACUUCACUGGCAAGAUCCCCAAAGAGAUCGGUCAGUUGAAAUCACUCAGUGUACUCAAUUUCAGCUCCAACAGCUUGUCAGGAGAUAUACCAGUGCAACUCUGCAACUUAACAAAUCUGCAAGUGCUAGACUUGUCUAGCAACCAUCUCACAGGUGCAAUCCCAUCAGCAUUGAACAACCUGCACUUUCUCUCUGCAUUGAAUAUUUCUUAUAAUAACCUGGAAGGGCCUAUUCCUAAUGGAGGCCAACUUAGUACAUUCUCGAAUAACAGCUUUGAAGGGAAUCCAAAGUUAUGCGGUCCUAUCCUCCUUCGCAGUUGUGGCCCAGCAGAAGCACCAACAAUCUCGACAAAGCAACCUAGCAGGAAAGCCAUUUUUGGGAUUGCAUUUGGUUCGUUCUUUGGAGUUGUUCUUCUUUUGCUUCUGGUAUAUCUCCUCACCUCGUUCAAGGGUAGAAGUUUGAUAAUCAAAAUCAAGGCCUCCAACAAUGAAGAUUUAGAAGCAACUUCACAGAUGUCUGAUUCAGAACAGUCUUUAGUAAUAGUGCCAAGAGGAAAAGGCGAAAAAAACAAGAUCAAAUUUGCUGACAUUGUGAAGGCCACAAAUAACUUCCACCAGGAAAACAUUGUUGGCUGUGGAGGCUGUGGGCUAGUCUACAAGGCUACUUUACCUGAUGGGACCAAGUUGGCCAUCAAGAAGCUUAAUGGUGAAAUGUGCCCAAUGGAGAGGGAAUUCACAGCAGAGGUUGAAGCGCUCUCCAUGGCACAGCAUGAGAAUCUUGUGCCACUGUGGGGUUACUGCAUACAGGGAGAUUCAAGGCUCCUCAUAUAUUCCUAUAUGGAGAAUGGCAGCCUGGAUGAUUGGCUUCACAACAGAGACGACGAUGCCAGCUCAAUUCUUGAUUGGCCAAUGCGGCUCAAAAUUGCACAUGGAGCAAGCCGAGGCCUUUCUUAUAUCCAUGAUGUCUGCAAGCCUCACAUCGUCCACCGUGACAUAAAGUCCAGUAACAUCCUACUUGACAAAGAAUUCAAGGCUUAUGUUGCAGAUUUUGGGCUCUCAAGAUUAGUCCAUGCCAACAAAACUCAUGUCACAACUGAGCUAGUUGGCACUCUCGGCUACAUCCCACCUGAGUAUGGGCAAGGGUGGGUUGCAACAUUGAGAGGCGAUAUGUACAGUUUUGGAGUUGUCCUGCUUGAGCUGCUCACAGGAAGACGGCCUGUUACGGCCUUGACUUCAUCGAAAGAACUUGUGAAGUGGGUGCAGGAGAUGACAUCAGAAGGAAAGCAGAUCGAGGUCCUCGAUCCAGAUCUACGAGGCAUGGGGCAUGACAAGCAAAUGCUGAAGGUCCUUGAAAUUGCUUGCAAGUGUGUCGACUACAAUGCAUGCAUGAGGCCGACCAUACAGGAAGUGAUCUCCUGCCUCGACAGUAUUGACCCCAACCUGCAGAUGCAAAAUUCAGUUAGGAUAGAACGCAGUUAAACAUGAUACGCUUGUAGUCCGUUAUUUUUGUACAGUUUCUGACAUAUUGUUAUUUUAGGCAAAUUUUCUGUAAUUCA
This is a messenger RNA of Setaria italica (foxtail millet), 3696 nucleotides long. RefSeq names its product tyrosine-sulfated glycopeptide receptor 1. The coding region runs from base 440 to 3619 and encodes 1059 amino acids. The record is from RefSeq and is a predicted model, not a curated record. Gene Ontology annotation, molecular function: receptor serine/threonine kinase binding; protein kinase activity; ATP binding. The transcript has a single exon. Gene Ontology annotation, biological process: protein phosphorylation. Lineage: Eukaryota; Viridiplantae; Streptophyta; Magnoliopsida; Poales; Poaceae.